Oenanthe melanoleuca is the source of this 3944-nucleotide messenger RNA. RefSeq names its product zinc finger protein 507 (gene ZNF507). The transcript is spliced from 7 exons. NCBI's taxonomy places the organism in Eukaryota, Metazoa, Chordata, Aves, Passeriformes, Muscicapidae. Gene Ontology annotation, cellular component: nucleus. Gene Ontology annotation, biological process: regulation of gene expression. Bases 87 to 3038 code for a protein of 983 amino acids. The record is from RefSeq and is a predicted model, not a curated record.
CCCCCCGCCGGUCACCUGACCCGGGCGCGCGUGUCACGUGAUACGGGCUCCAUCGUCGCCAUCUUGAAGCGGUGGCCGGAGGUAUUAUGGAAGAAGGAAGCAGCAUUGCAGUAUUGAUGCCAAAUAUUGGGGAGCAGGAGGCUGUGCUGAUUUCUGAAGCAGUCAUUGGCCCAACACUGCAGAGCAGCGAAGACCAGAGAAAAUGUAAAACUGACCCUCUGAUCCACGUGAUCCAGAAGCUGAGCAAAAUAGUGGAAAGUGAGAAGUCACAAAGAUGCCUUUUAAUAGGGAAGAAACGUUCCCAUGCUGAUGCUUCUGCACAGUCCUUGGACGCAGAUGAGCUUUGUGAAAUCCCGGCUAAAGCAAUCGAGCUCUCAGUGAUUGCUACCAAAAAGACUGAAGAGUUACAAGCAGAUUAUUUUGUGACUGAAUGUCUUCCACAAAGCAAAAAAAAGGUGACGUGCUACCAGUGUGGUCUCUGUACGUUUCUAUCGCCUUCGCUCUUAACUCUACAAGAACACAUAAAACAACAUGGGCAGAAAAAUGAAGUGAUAUUAAUGUGCUCAGAAUGUCAUUUUGCCUCCAAAAGCCAAGAAGAACUUGAAUCCCACUUCCAAAAUCACCACGAGAAUGCUGGUAAAAACAGCAUCCAGACAAAAGUGCAGCAGGGUGUCAAUGUCACAAGUUCAUUUCUGCAAGGGCCAGUUGUGAAGGAAGGAAGUGUCAAAUCAGGGACUGAUCAGACAGGGAAUCUGGAAUGUAAGGAUACAACUCAGUCUGCUCCUGUGCCUGAAGUGGGUAGGAGGAAAUGGUACACGUACGAGCAGUAUGGCAUGUACAGGUGUUUGAUUUGCAGGUACACCUGCGGUCAGCAGAGGAUGUUGAAAACACACGCUUGGAAACACGCAGGGGAGGUUGAUUGCUCCUACCCCAUCUUUGAGGAAGAAAAUGAAACCACCAGCUUGUCAGAGACAGUUGUAACUCACACACCUCAAAGUGUGGAUACAGUUGUCCUUUCUUUGGAAAACAACGAACUUGAUAUCCAUAGUGAGCCUUCUCUUCAGCUUCAGAUUUGCAAUUCUGAGCAACUGUCAUGUAAAUCGCCCGUAGGAGCAAAUGUAAAAGAGGAAGAGAUAUUAAGUGAGUCUGUGGUGCAUUCUCCUACUACAGAGGUUGUAGAGGAGACUGUAUCAGAUACAGAGCCCGACAGUUUGAUAACUGACAGCCUGCUGUCAUCAGCACAGAAAAUCAUCAGUUGUAGUCCAAAUAAAAAGGGUCACAUUAAUGUCAUAGUAGAGCGUUUGCCAGGUGCUGAAGAAAGUGUUUUACAAAAGCCAUUCUUAAUGAAUACUGACAUUGAAACAGAAAAAAAAUUGAUCUCAGAGGAGUCCUCUGUUACCUGUGAAGAACCUGAUGAAGUUUAUCAUUCAGAUGCAAUUCAAGAAGUAAUAAUAGAAUGGAAUAAUACCGAGAAGAAAGAUAACGAAUUAAGCGCUAAUAAAAAUGUAACAGCUGACGAAAAUGUGCCUCCUGCACGAAGGAGGACAAAUUCAGAGUCCUUGCGACUGCACUCCUUAGCAGCAGAAGCUCUUGUGACAAUGCCAAUUAGAGCUGCAGAACUGACACGGUCCAGCCUCAGGGCUCUGACUGGAGAAGAUGCUGUGGAUGCAGGUGCAGGGCAGGGCACUGAUGGCCCAUGCAUGGCUCAUUCUAAAGCAGUGUCCUCACUUAAGGAUCCUUCAGAGGAGUUCGGUGGCUUAAACCAAAGUGAAUGUGCAAUAGUUGAGAUCAAGAAAGAGAGACCAGAGUUAUCAGAAGCACCAAUUAAAAUGGGCAUCAGCAUGUCACUGCUCACUGUCAUUGAAAAACUGAAGGAGAGGACAGACCAGAACGCUUCUGACGAUGACAUCCUGAAGGAGCUACAGGACAACGCCCAGUGCCAGAACGCGGGCGAGGCGGUGGCCGGCAGUAACCUGGUGGAGUUCCUGCCCAGCGCCGAGCGGCCGUACCGCUGCCGCCUCUGCCACUACAGCAGCGGCAACAAGGGCUACAUCAAGCAGCACCUGCGGGUGCACCGCCAGCGCCAGCCCUACCAGUGCCCCAUCUGCGAGCACGUGGCCGGGGACAGCAAGGGCCUGGAGGGCCACAUGAUCAACCACUGCAAGGCUCGCAUGUACCAGUGCAAGCAGUGCCAGGAGUCCUUCCACUACAAGAGCCAGCUGAGAAAUCAUGAAAGAGAACAACACAGUCUUCCAGAUCUCUUCUCCACAGCUACAGCUAACAAACUAGUAGUUUCCAGUGAACCAGAUGAUAGAGAAGGAAGCAAGUCUUCAGUUCAGAAGCUGUUCAGGUGUGAUGUCUGUGACUACACGAGCACGACAUACGUGGGAGUCCGGAACCACCGCCGGAUCCAUAACUCGGAUAAGCCAUACAGAUGUCGCGUGUGUGACUUCGCCACCACAAAUAUGAAUAGCUUGAAGUGCCACAUGAGGCGGCACCCCCAGGAGCAUCAGGCAGUGCAGCUCUUGGAACAGUUCAAAUGUUCUCUCUGUGGAUAUGUAUGUAGCCAUCCUCCAUCCUUGAAGUCCCACAUGUGGAAACAUGCAAGUGACCAAAAUUAUAACUAUGAACAAGUGAACAAGGCUAUUAAUGAUGCAAUUUCACAAAGCAGUAGGUUUCAAGGACAGCUCACUGACAAAACCUUAUUAGAAGGCACAGAUGAAAGUACAGUACCUAUACUAGGAAGUUCAGACAACUUGGUGUCUUUUACAGAGUCAAUUAACCAGACUACAAAUGAAAUUUCAGGUUCUGAUGAAAAUGAAAAACCUAGCUUGAUGAAUACCUCAUGCAGUUUAGAAAAGAACUCCACUCUACCCCAUCUUGGCACAGAAUACUGUGUUCUUCUCUUCUGCUGCUGCAUUUGUGGUUUUGAGUCUACCAACAAAGAAAAUCUGCUGGAUCAUAUGAAAGAACAUGAGGGUGAAAUCAUAAACAUCAUUCUAAACAAGGACCACAGCACAGCUCAGAAUACAAACUAGGUGAAGCAGUAAGUCAAGAGGAUUUCCUAGAGUGAAUAUUUUCUUUCUUUGCUAAUUUUUGCCUGACAAACUUGCUAAAGAGAAGAAUUGCAAGCAAAACUUGAUUUCCCAUCCUGAGUUCUUGUUUCAGUAGGAGUACAGUGUUUUAACCAGGGACUGAUGAAUCAUUUAAGAGAUAAAUAUAAGGUGUGGAGAAUAGAUCAAUUCAUUUUAACCUGUUACUUCUUUAUAUGGUGCCAAGAAUGUAGGAUUGUUGUUUUUUUUUCUUUUCCUGUCAGGUAGUAGUCAGUAAUAAUGCAUUAGAACAGUACUUUAAAACCCAAAGGUGUGAAAGCUUUGAAUCACUUGAAAAGCUUUUUUCUUCCUCCCUCUUUGUUGUUUUCCAAGUAAUUCAGCAAGGAAGGUUUUUCCCUGGUUUUUUGAAAGAUGAUCUGGCAACAGAUCAGACAAAACUGUUACAAUAUGAUCUGGUAAACCCUCCCUGCCUGCCUUCUGGAAGGUGGAGAGAGGGGAGGUGGGCCUGGCCAUGUCUGUGUUGUAUGCACACACAGGAGUUCCAUUUUUCCUAGUCUGUUUUUAAGGUUUUACAAACUCUCAAGUCAUUUUCCAACAGACUGCCAUCCUUUCCAUUGAUUUAGAGCAGCAGGAGGUGAAGGGGCUAGGAGCAUUUUGUUAGUAACUAUUUGUUUGAUUGGAUCCUAACUACAAAACUGCUAUCUUUUCAACUCAUAGUGUGUGACAGAUUAUUUUUUAUAAAAAUAACCUGUUGUUUCUUCAUGGUUUUCUUGACACAUUCAGAGAAAUUAUUUUUAAAAAGAAAAGCUUAUAAUGUCACUUUCCAUUUGUGGCGAUUACUUUGCAGUAUGGAUGAGCAAUGCUUUUAAUGAGAACAAGAUAUUAACAAUA